GUUGUAUACGAAAUCACAAGCGCUGAUUGGUUCGGAGACGUGGCGUCAUAUUUGUGGGACUAGGGUCAAUCGUCUCGUUUCUCCGCGAUGGCGGCGGAGGGCCCAGAGAAGACUGCCGAGGAGGGGGCUGGGGCGGGUGCCGGCAACGGGGGGACACGGUACGACCUGGAGAAGGAGACAGAGCUGCGCUUCGAGGUGGAUGCUGGGGAGAAGGUGCAGCUGGAGCUCCUCACGGGAUUGGCUGAGAUCUUUGGCUCCGAGCUCAACCGCAACAAGAAGUACACCUUUGGGCCGGGGUCAAAGGUUGCUGUGUUCACCUGGCAGGGCUGCAGCGUUUCUCUCUCGGGGAAGACUGAAGUGGCGUAUGUUUCUAAGGACACCCCCAUGCUGCUCUACCUGAAUACACACGCUGCACUGGAACAAAUGAGACGACAGGCAGAGCGAGACAACGAGAGGGGACCGCGGGUGAUGGUGGCGGGGCCGACAGACGUGGGCAAAUCGACGGUGUGCCGGCUGCUGCUGAGUUAUGCCGUCAGGCUGGGAAGGAGGCCCACCCUGGUGGAGUUGGACGUGGGCCAGAGUGGGGUGUCAGUCCCGGGCACCAUGUCAGCGCUGUGUAUCGAACGUCCAGCUGACGUGGAGGAGGGUUACUCUGUACAGGCUCCACUAGUCUACCACUUCGGCUCCACCUCUCCGGGGACCAACAUCAAACUCUACAAUAAGUUGACGUCGUGUCUGGCCGAUGUUUUCUCCCAGCGCUGUGAGGUGAACCGCAAGGCCAGCGUGGGCGGCUGUAUCAUCAACACCUGUGGCUGGGUGAAGGGUUCCGGCUACCAGGCCCUGGUCCACUGUGCUUCUGCCUUCGAGGUGGAUGUGGUACUGGUGUUGGACCAGGAGAGGCUCUACAAUGAACUGAAGCGGGACUUGCCGCACUUCGUCCGGGUCGUGCUCCUUCCCAAAUCUGGAGGGGUGGUGGAGCGCUCGAAGGACUGCCGGCGUGAGGCUCGGGACGAGAAGAUCCGGGAGUACUUCUACGGUUUCCGCAGUGCCUCGUUCUUCCCUCAUGCCUUUGACGUGCGCUUCUCUGACGUGCGCAUCUACAAGAUCGGGGCGCCGUCCAUCCCGGACUCGUGCCUACCUCUGGGGAUGUCGCAGGACGACACCCAGCUGAAGUUAGUCCCCGUGACCCCGGGCCGUGACCUCACGCACCAUGUGCUGAGCGUAAGCUGUGCUGAUGAGGGGGAGGAAGUGCGGGGGGGGGUGCGGAGGGGCGUGCUGGAGAGUCCGGUGUGCGGGUUCAUUGUGGUGACUAACGUAGACACACAGGCACAGGUGAUGACUGUUCUCUCGCCGGCCCCGCGGCCGCUCCCCAGACACACACUCCUCAUCAUGGACAUUCGCUUCAUUGACCUCAAGUAGAGAGAGAGAGAAACCACAAUAGGAAGAGAGAGCGGGGCUAAUACCCAGGGGGCUGUCAAAUAGUUAAAUUUUUGUGGCAUUGAGCUUGGGGAGCAGAGCAGUAGCCUUGUGGCCAAUCUCUUCGGCUAACAUUCCAGGCCUUGUUCUACAUUGUGUAUCUUUAGCGUAUUGCUCACAGAAAAGGCUGGUUACAUGUUGGACAUGGAACUGACUUGUUUCAGGAUUUGGGUUAUUAAAUGAUGGAGAAUUCCCAACCCAGUGUGAUGAGAGUAGAGAUUCUAUUUGAAGAUUUCAUGUCACAAGGUGUAAGGAGUGGAAGCAUAGCUAAACGGACUGCUAGCUGUAGUUCUGUUUUGUCAUUUUCACACUGAGCUGACAAGGGAGAAGUACAGAUGUUGUGCGGUGAGCACAGGGGGUUAGAACUGAGCAAAGGGCAGCAAUACAACUGAAGGUUAUUUGUUCAAUUCUGAUCACUUAUAGACACUGGUCUGAGUUUUAAAUCAGUUAUUUUGAGUUGUUUCUCUGUCUCUUGGGUAUGAAAUGGUUUUAUUGUUAAAAAAGAAAAAAUAUUUUUAAUAAAAUUUGAGUCUAACCUCUUUUCCUUA
Molecule: messenger RNA, 2024 nt
Organism: Esox lucius (northern pike)
Lineage: Eukaryota; Metazoa; Chordata; Actinopteri; Esociformes; Esocidae
Gene: clp1
Product: cleavage factor polyribonucleotide kinase subunit 1
Biological process (GO): tRNA splicing, via endonucleolytic cleavage and ligation
Cellular component (GO): mRNA cleavage factor complex; nucleus
Molecular function (GO): polynucleotide 5'-hydroxyl-kinase activity
Source: RefSeq, a predicted model, not a curated record